This is a messenger RNA of Aureobasidium musti, 1536 nucleotides long. Lineage: Eukaryota; Fungi; Ascomycota; Dothideomycetes; Dothideales; Saccotheciaceae. The record is from the annotation of a GenBank genome assembly.
AUGGCUACCUCCCGAUCAUCGGCCGCUCGUCGGCUGAUAUCACUAUCAGUACAGCACACGCGAUGCUACUCUGCUCCUACCGACGGCGCAAUCCCACCUAACAAGGCCAAAUAUGUCCCUACCGAAGGAACAUACCCCAAGGGCUUCGUUGUCGGCAGCGCACAUGCUCAGGUCAAGGCCUCAAACACAAAGUUCGACGAUCUCGCCUUGAUCGCCUCUGAAGUCNNCCCCUGCUUCGCUGCUCUCGUCACCACCCAGAACCAUUUCCAGGCUGCCCCCGUUAGCAUCAGCAAGAAGAUCAUGUUCCAGCACCGAAGCGGCGCCAUCAGAGGUGUUGUCAUCAACUCUGGAUGCGCCAAUGCCGUUACAGGAAAAGGUGGACGUGAAGAUGCCAUCCGCAUGGCCAAGCUCACUCACAACCUCUUGAACAAGCGCAACCCGAGUCCUCGCGACAAGACUGCGGAGCUCGAAGCCAAACAUAGCAUCGACGAGGGCGCUGUCAAGAUUGCCGACGACGACCAAGAUGUAUCUAGCAUCCGUACCCUGGUCAUGAGUACUGGUGUCAUUGGACAGCGCCUUCCCAUCGAUCGUAUCGAAGCAAAAAUCCCUACCCUCGUAGAGUCUCUGGGCAAUACCCACGACCACUGGCUGCACUCAGCUCGCGCCAUCUGUACCACUGACACUUUUCCCAAACUUCUCUCUCGCCAGUUCACCCUUCCAUCGUAUCCUGGCAUCACCUUCUCAAUCGCCGGCAUGACCAAGGGAGCCGGUAUGAUCCACCCCAACAUGGCUACUCUUCUUGGUGUAGUUUGCACCGACGCUCCUAUCCAAAAGACUGCUUUGAGGGCACUUCUUUCCACUGCCACUAAUUCCUCCUUCAAUCGUAUCACUGUCGAUGGUGACACUAGCACAAACGAUAGCGUUGCCCUCUUUGCAAAUGGCAUGGCUGCUCCUGACAGCGAGCAAAUCCGCCUCAACCACCUUCAGAAAGAUGAACUGCGUGAAAAAGGCUUUUCCUUGGACCGACAAAGGCUCGAAAAGCAGUCAGAAGACUACAAGGAAAUGAACAAGGUCUUGACAUCUUUCAUGGAAGAUCUGGCCAAGCUUAUCGUCCGCGAUGGCGAGGGAGCUACCAAGUUCGUCACCGUAAAGGUAACAAAGGCUGAAAACGAUUCCGCCGCCCAUGCUGUUGCCAACUCCAUUGCUACCUCUGCUCUCGUCAAGACAGCGCUAUAUGGCAAAGACGCCAACUGGGGUCGUAUCCUCUGCGCUAUUGGAUACGCCCCGGGACAGAAUUUCAUCCGCCCUCAGCAAACCUCUGUCUCCUUCAUCCCCGCCGACGGCUCUGAGGAGCUCAAGCUGCUGGUCAAUGGCGAGCCUCAAGCUGUCGAUGAAACUCGUGCUGCCGCCAUCCUCGAGAUGGAAGACUUGGAGGUUCUCGUCAAGCUGAGCGACAAAGGUGUUGGUGAAGCUACUGUCUACACCUGUGACUUCAGUCACGAAUAUGUCACUAUCAACGGUGAUUACAGGACGUAG